Messenger RNA from Trichogramma pretiosum, 1245 nucleotides. Its product is annotated as ankyrin repeat domain-containing protein 50-like. Gene Ontology annotation, molecular function: protein binding. Lineage: Eukaryota; Metazoa; Arthropoda; Insecta; Hymenoptera; Trichogrammatidae. Bases 143 to 1051 code for a protein of 302 amino acids. The transcript is spliced from 3 exons. The record is from RefSeq and is a predicted model, not a curated record.
UCUCGUCAGUUUUCUUUCCGCUCCCGAAGAGAGCAGAGCAGUUCGAAUUUUCUCUACAGGCCUCGGUGCGAGUUCGGUGCGCGAGGAUCGCGCAAACACUUUCGAUCGAGAAUUAAAAUAAAGCAAAAACGCGCGCAUCAUCAUGGUGCUGAUGACACUGACCUUCAUGAAUCUGGAAGCGGACGUCCACGAGAGAGACAGCGAGGGACGCACCACCCUCAUAUACGCGGCGCAGAUCGGCGAUUUCAGCCUCGUGCACAGCUGCUACCUCAAGGGCGCGGACAUAAACGCCACCGAUUGCACCGGUAGGACGGCCCUGGCGAUCGCGGCCAAUCGCUGGAAGGACCCGGAAUACGAAAAGGUGGUGCAGUAUCUGCUACUGCGCGGAGCCGACCCGAAUCGCGAGGACCGCGACGGCAUGACGCCGCUGCUCAACGCCGCCUACGCCAACUACGACGAUCUGUGCCUGAUGCUGAUCGGCUGCCGGGCCGAUAUCCAGCACAAGGACCGGCAGGGUCGCAACGCCCUGGUCCUCGCCACUGUACGCGGUCGCUGCGAGUGCGCCGCCACUCUGCUGCGCCACGGCUGCAAGCACGACUAUCUGGACGAGACGGGCGGCAGUCUCCUGAGCAUCGCCGCGCGCACCGGCAGCCUCGGCCUCGUGCGUCUGUUUCUCGAUCGCUGCGCUGCGACGGGCCUCGACCCGGAGCAUCUCGAUCAGGACGGCAGGACGCCGCUGCAUCUAGCCGCGCUCAAGGGCUACGCGACGAUCUGCGAGACUCUGUUGGCGCGCGGCAAGGCCGACGUCGACAGGUGCGACAAGGAGGGCAAAUCGGCCCUGAUACUCGCCGCUCAGGCCGGCCAUGUGAACGUCGUCAAGGCGCUGCUCAAGAGGAACGCCUGCGUCAACUACGAGCCCUUCGGUGGAUUCAACGCGUUCAGCACGGCUAUGCGCGCGGGACACUCCGACGUCGCGCGAGUAAUCGCGGAUCACCUGGAGAAACUUCGGAAGGGUCGAACGUGUACAUUCUUUGGAAUAAGAAUAAAAUAGAUGGGAUGGAGAAGGAACAGAAGGAAAGAAAAGAAAGAAAUAAUGUUCCGGAACGCGUCUGCUCUUGUAAAUAUUGUAAGUAUGUCUAGUGAUACUAGGCAUGUCCAGCGUCUAUUGUAAAUAUGUCAAUAAACUUAAGUCAUGUUAAUAAACUUAAGUUGUAAAGUAUGUCAAUAAACUUAAUCGAUAAAAAA